Neoarthrinium moseri is the source of this 1464-nucleotide messenger RNA. RefSeq lists its product as uncharacterized. NCBI's taxonomy places the organism in Eukaryota, Fungi, Ascomycota, Sordariomycetes, Amphisphaeriales, Apiosporaceae. Gene Ontology annotation, molecular function: transmembrane transporter activity. The transcript is spliced from 4 exons. Bases 1 to 1464 code for a protein of 487 amino acids. The record is from RefSeq and is a predicted model, not a curated record. Gene Ontology annotation, biological process: transmembrane transport.
AUGGAGAGACAGACUGCUCAGAUGUUUGAGGGCCUUGUGCCUAAGAAUACAGACCCCGAGGAAGCAGCUGUGCAAGCCGAGCCACUGCAGAUCACGCUCGACCCUGAAGAGAUCCCUACAAACUGGCCAGCUCGUAAGAAGUGGUCUUCGACCAUGGUCGUGGUGUUCAUGACGGCCACCGUGACCUUCUGCUCCAGUGUCCACACUGCGGCGAUUGCAGGCGUCGCCGCGUCCUACCAGUGCUCCAAGACCGUAGCAACGUUAGGAGUAACAACCUUCCUGCUCGGAUUCGCCACGGGGCCGUUGCUGUUCGCACCGCUUUCCGAGGUGUGGGGGAGAAGCUUGGUGUUCCGCAUCACGUUCUUGCUGUUCUUCUGUUUCAACAUCGGCUGUGCAACGGCGCCCAACAUCUCGGCUCUUCUGGUGCUGCGUUUCUUGGCUGGCUUCUUUGGAUCGCCGACGGUAACGAACAGUGGAGGCUCGCUUGCUGACAUCUGGCCGCAAAGCCAACGCUCGGUGCCAUUUGCCCUCUUUAUCACGGGAAGCUCACUCGGACCGGUCGUUGCCCCGAUAGUGGGAGGUUUCAUCUCACAGCAUUUAGUAUGGAGGUGGAAUUAUGGGGUAGUGAGCAUCCUAGCUGGAAUAGUCUAUGUGGCCAUGUUACUCCUGCUUCCAGAGACAUAUGUCGUGGUCUUACUUCAGCAGAAGAAGGUGAAGACCGGAUUCCGGCCAGCGUGCCAAUCGUUCAAGGAGCAGUACGCGACCAACCUUACACGACCAUGGCUGAUGCUCUUCACGGAGCCCAUCCUAUUCACUCUCGGCCUGUAUUCGGCGUUCGUCUGGGGUAUCUUGUACCUCGACUUUACGGCGUACCCGGUGGUGUUUCAACAGUCUCGGCAAUGGAGUCAGGGUAUCGCGGGUCUGUCAUUCCUCGGGAUCGGACUAGGGAUGGCCAUUGCCACUGCAAGCUCGCCGUGGAUCAAUGACAUCCACGCUGCUUUCGUGAAGAAACUCGGAGGGCCAAAGCCCGAAGCCCGCCUGCCGCACCUCAUUGUCCUCGCGUGGCUGAUCCCCGUUGCUCUCUUCUGGUUCGGAUGGACGGCGAACCCGCCCACGCACUGGGCCGCGCCCAUUGCGGCGGGCACACCGUUCGGCAUUGGCUUCGUGACGCUGUUCCUGGGGACCAAUGCCUAUCUCACAGAUUGCUACGGCCGCUUCUCGGCGAGUGCGCUUGCGGCGAACGCGGUGCUGAGGUCGCUGUUCAGCGCCGGAUUCCCGUUGUUCGCGGCGCAGAUGUAUGUGAGGUUAGGGACGCCGUGGGCGAGUAGUCUGUUGGGGUUCAUAGCCUUGGCAAUGGCGCCGGUCCCAUGGGCGCUCUACACGUACGGGCCGUGGCUUCGCUCCAAGUCAAAGUAUCACUUGUGGACGGUGGAGUUGGAAGAAAAUAGCAAGGGUAGUAUGUGA